AUGUACAUGAUGACACGGGCUUGGAAUCGCAUCCAUGGGAAUCGCGCACUCGACUACACGCCGCUCCCGUUGACAGAGAAGGAGCCAUCGUCCUACACCAGGACACGGCGGCAUGUCCAAGCACACUGGCUGACCGCUGGGCGCGCCGUGCAGGUCAUGGCAGCCCUCUUCUGCGUUUACGGAACGAUACGUCUCCUUUCCACCUUCAAUCCUGACCCUUGCGACACCAUCGACAAAGGCUACCGUUGCAGCCCCAAGACGUCGCACUUCUGGGGCCAGUAUUCGCUGUGGUAUGCCGUACCCUCAGAUAUCGAUGUCGCACCCCCCAAGGGCUGCCAGGUCACUUUUGCCAACGUCCUCUCGCGACAUGGUGGCCGCGAUCCGACCAUGGGCAAAACGAUAGCCUACCAUCUUCUGAUCGCCGAGAUACAAAAUACUAGCACGGCAUAUCCCGGAGAGUUUCGCUUUCUGAAAGACUACGAAUAUAAUCUCGGCGCCGAUCAAUUGACAGAGGCUGGGCGACAAGAAAUGGUAAACUCAGGCGCGCACUUUUAUAACCGCUAUCGCAGCCUGAUUCAGAACAAUCCUCCUUUCGUUCGCGCAGGCGGACAAGAGCGAGUAGUCGAGUCGGCAGAGAAGUGGCUUACAGGCGUCGCUCAGGCACAAGGGAAGAAGGCAAAAGAAGUCCAUCUGAUCAUCCCAGAAGGAACAAAAUGGAACAACACUCUCUCCCAUGACACAUGCCCUGCCUUUGUCACUGGGCCCAGCCAUGGCCUGGGGGGAAGAGCAAUGGGGACUUGGGCGUCCAUAUUCGUACCACCAAUUCAGGAACGCGUCAACAAAGCCUUGGGUACAAACCUUACCCAAACCUCAAUCAUCUACCUAAUGGACAUGUGCCCGUUCGACACUCUAGCCAACCCAAAGGCAAAGAUGUCACAUUUCUGCAGACUGUUUACUGGCGAGGAAUGGCGUGCAUAUGACUAUCUGCAGUCGCUGGGCAAGUACUACGGCUACGGCCCGGGAAACCCACUAGCUCCCACCCAAGGUGUCGGCUAUGUGAACGAGCUUCUCGCACGGCUGACUGGACUGCCAGUCAAAGAUGACACCAAUACCAACCGCACCCUCGACUCUGACCCUAAAACCUUCCCACUAGAUCGCAAGGUUUAUGCGGACUUUAGCCACGACAACGACAUGAGCCAAGUGCUCGCAGCGCUCGGUUUGUACAAUAACACGAAACCUCUCUCAAACACGACUAUCGAGAGCACCGAGGAUACAAAUGGUUACUCUGCCGCAUGGACGGUGCCAUUUGCCGCGAGAAUCUAUGUGGAGAAGUUACAAUGUGUGCAGGACAAUGACGAUUACGUUCGUAUCAUCGUGAACGAUCGUGUGCAACCCCUAGAAUUUUGUGGAGGAAACAAGUAUGGGAUGUGCACGCUGAGCGACUUCGUCGCAAGCCAGAGUUUUGCAAGAAGCAGUGGGAACUGGGGCCAGUGCUUUGAGUAA
Molecule: messenger RNA, 1503 nt
Organism: Plenodomus lingam JN3
Lineage: Eukaryota; Fungi; Ascomycota; Dothideomycetes; Pleosporales; Leptosphaeriaceae
Source: RefSeq, a predicted model, not a curated record